Molecule: messenger RNA, 840 nt
Organism: Pyrenophora tritici-repentis Pt-1C-BFP
Lineage: Eukaryota; Fungi; Ascomycota; Dothideomycetes; Pleosporales; Pleosporaceae
Product: PIG-L domain containing protein
Biological process (GO): GPI anchor biosynthetic process
Cellular component (GO): endoplasmic reticulum
Molecular function (GO): N-acetylglucosaminylphosphatidylinositol deacetylase activity
Source: RefSeq, a predicted model, not a curated record
AUGCAUUGGACUGCGUGGGCAUCGCUGCCCGUUCUUAUCUUUGUGUUUUGGAUGUAUACCAGCACCCUCGGUGCAUCCUUCCCUACCCUCAACAACAAGCGCAUCCUACUGUUGAUAGCGCAUCCAGACGACGAAGCCAUGUUCUUUGCCCCGACAUUGUUGGCAUUGACGCGUCCAGAACGCGGUAACCAAGUCAAGAUACUAUGCCUGAGCAGUGGCGAUGCUGAUGGGCUGGGCGAAGUGCGCAAGAAAGAGCUAGUCAAGAGCGGGUUGCAGCUGGGUAUCGGAAGCAAGGAGGACAUUCUCGUGGUCGAGGACAAAAACUUCCCAGACUCAAUGACGGUAACAUGGCACCCACGCCUGAUUUCGAAUCUGCUCACAACCGCCUUCGCACCAAACAUGAAGUCAAUUUCGUCCGAGGAAGCACCGCAGGCGACCAUCGACGCCAUCAUCACCUUUGACGCACACGGCGUGUCGGGUCACCCCAAUCACAAAUCGCUCCAUGGCGGAGCGCAUACUUUCUUGAAGGCGCUCAUGCAUCGUCACAGCGGAUGGAACUGCCCCGUCAAGCUGUACACCCUCACCACCACGUCAAUAUUCCGCAAAUAUCUCAGCUUGCUGGACGCGCCUGCUACAAUCAUUGGCGCAAUUGUGCGAAAGAAGGAGCUCGGCGGCUUCCCUACUCCGCUCCUGUUCAUCAGCUCACCGGUCGGCUACAGGACUGCCCAAAAGGCCAUGACAACGGCGCACGAGAGCCAAAUGCGCUGGUUUCGCUGGGGCUGGAUCACCAUGUCGCGCUACAUGGUGCUCAACGAUCUGAAGAGAGAGAAGGCGGGUUAG